AUGAGCCCAUUCCGGGCGCGAUCUCGGUCUGAAGCAGGGUGGUUUCUCGCCGGCCUCAGCUCCUCAUUUCCCGACCUGGGAACUGACGAGGGCAACCUCUCAGACCUCCGGUUCUGUGAUACGGACCUGAAGCCGGGAUGUAAGGUCUUUCAUGUUCCCAAGUCGGAUAGUUCACGGAGCACCGAGGUGCUCUUGGCACCUGAUACCCUCAGCUACGCCGAAAUUGAGGGAGAUCUGAAAGAGCAAGUCCUUGUCUUUAAAUAUAAGGGAAAGUUCCAUGCUGUCGAUCAUAAAUGUCCGCACUCCUCAUAUCCCCUGUCGCAUGGCACUCCAUUUGACAUUGAGGACUUUGGCAUCGUGUUGAGCGCAGGCUUGACAUGCCCAAAGCAUGGAUGGUCGUUUGACCUGUUCUCGGGAAUGGCGGACAGAGCUAGGUACAAACUGGGUGUGUGGGAAGUCCAGUUGCGUGAAAUUACAGAGACGAAGAUGUCCGUCCCAUCGAGGGAAUCUCAAGCUGUGAUGGAAAGCUCAGAUAAAGAAGUAUGGGUGAGGAGAAAACAAAGGAUAGGUUAG
Messenger RNA from Colletotrichum graminicola M1.001, 573 nucleotides. RefSeq names its product Rieske domain-containing protein. The coding region runs from base 1 to 573 and encodes 190 amino acids. The transcript is spliced from 2 exons. Gene Ontology annotation, molecular function: 2 iron, 2 sulfur cluster binding. Lineage: Eukaryota; Fungi; Ascomycota; Sordariomycetes; Glomerellales; Glomerellaceae. The record is from RefSeq and is a predicted model, not a curated record.